ACAAUCGUUUAGGUUAUGAGUGCAAUGUCUAAAACUAUAAAAAUAAUCAGUAGAACUCGCUGCAAACCCAAGUUCGAUCAUAGGCUGCACCAAAACAAAAGCUAUAGAUAUAGAUAUCGAAGUACUUUCGUUGUCGAAAAAUACGAAAAUGUGACAGGAUAUGAAGAAGCAAAACCCUUCGAAGAUAUUCCUGGACCCAAGGGACUGCCUUACAUUGGGACAUUACUUCAGUACAGGAAAGGACCUUUCAAUAGAUUUAAUGUGGACAUAUUCCAGGAUGCCUUGAUGUCCAGGUACAAAGAAUAUGGUCCUAUAAUGAAAGAAACUAUAGGUGGAGUAACUGCUGUUAGACUGUUUGAUCCAGAUUUUGUCAGAACUAUGUAUCAGUAUGAAGGCAAAAUUCCAUAUGUAGCCCCAUUAUUGGAUACAACAAAACAGUACAGAGAACAAAGGAAUCUUUCCCCAGGGUUAGGUAAUACCAAUGGAGAUGAAUGGUACAGACUUAGAAGUGCAGUACAACAGAUGAUGAUGAGACCAAAGGAGGUCACUGUUUAUCUCCCUUUAGUGGAACAAGUUGUUAAUGAUUUCAUAAAGCAUAUAAAAAAUGUUAAAAACGAAAAUGAUGAAAUUCAUGAUUUUAGACGUGAAGCUGCAAAAUGGAAUUUAGAAUCCUCAGGAAUGACAUGCUUUGAAGCUAGAUUAGGAUGUCUGUUGCCAAACAUUGAAGAUCAUCUGUUGAAAAUGAUACACUAUAAUGAUGAAAUAUUUGCUUUAUCUGCAAAAUUACAAGUCAGUCUCCCUAUUCAUAAAGUGUUUACGACACCACUAUGGAGGAAGCUUGUUUAUGCUGAGGAUUAUUUCUUUGGAAAUGGACAACAGUUAGUGGAUGAAACAAUUAAUAAGAUUAAAGACUUAGAGAAAUCUGGGAAAUUAGAGGACGGUGAUUAUAAUUUCCUUACUUACCUGAUUUCUCGACCAGAACUAAGUUAUAAGGAUGUCAGUAUUAUCACAUUGUCAUUGUUUGGUGAUGGAUUAAACACAACUGUUCCAACCUUACUUUUCACCAUGUUUUGUCUUGCUAAAUGUCCUCGUGCUCAAGAAAAGGCAUACCAAGAAAUAUCUCAAUUCUUACCACAAGAAGGGGAGAUAACACCUGAGAUUAUCAACAAAUUUGUUUACCUUAAAGCCUGUGUUAAAGAGGCGGCUAGAUUUAUGCCUAUAGGUCUUGAUAUAAAAAGAAUUCCACAGAAAAAUGUGGUGAUUGGUGGAUAUCAAGUACAAGCAGGGACAAUUGUAGAAUUUUGUAAUUUUGUCUUGUUUAAGUCACCUGACCACUUUGUUGACCCAGAAGAAUUUCUGCCAGAAAGAUGGUUGAGGGAUGGAUCGGCACAUAAUAUACACCCUUACUUGCUAACACCAUUUGGACAUGGCCCAAGGAUGUGUGCAGGAAGAAGAUUUGCAGAACAAGAAUUAUAUGUAUUACUGGGACGUAUGAUACAAAACUUUAAAAUUGAGUGGCAUGGGAAAGACAUGACUCAAAAGUAUCAGGUCUUAAUGGUACCUGACAAGCCAGCCACAUUUACGUUUGUCGAUCGAUGAUUCUUAUGUUUAUAAUUAUAAACGGAAACAUUUAUGUGAUACAGACAUAAUAAGUUAUAUAAUAAUCAGAUCAUGGCAAGAAAAGAGGAUUAAACAUCCAGACAAAUUAUAAAUGAAAUGAAACUGCAUGGAAAUUAAAGAAAUUGGUAAAUUAAGAGUGGAAACAUGUUUCAUGUUAUUCCACCAGUAAUGAAUACCAACUCUAUUGAAAAUCCAAAAUAAACAUCUGUGAUAUAUUAUGUGUAAAUAAGUUUGUAAAUGAUGAAUUAUUAAAGCUUUAGUUGACAU
Molecule: messenger RNA, 1887 nt
Organism: Mytilus trossulus (common blue mussel)
Lineage: Eukaryota; Metazoa; Mollusca; Bivalvia; Mytilida; Mytilidae
Product: probable cytochrome P450 CYP44
Exons: 10
Coding region: 16-1599 (527 amino acids)
Molecular function (GO): monooxygenase activity; oxidoreductase activity, acting on paired donors, with incorporation or reduction of molecular oxygen; iron ion binding
Source: RefSeq, a predicted model, not a curated record